AUGAACCACCAUCACCACUUGAACCACUUGAACCACCAUCAGCAUCAGCAUCCUCCGGGCCGUAGCCCGGCUCUGGCGAUUCGUAGUCACCAGCUGAUAGAUAUCGAACGGAUUCCCCCCCACCAGCAACAUCCUCGGCAUCAACAGCAUCCUCUUCACCACAACGGACUCCAGAGUGGCCAGCAUCAGCAUCAGCAAGUUAAUCCCACAAACUACCACAGCCAGCUGUUCGGACACACUACCCAAAUUUUAACUCUCUCUAAUUUAUCCGGUCACCGUACUAUUACCAACAUUCAGACCCAAAAUCAGAAUCAGCCUCAAUUGCCGAAUAAUAAUUUUACUACCCAUAAUUCUGCUACGGCUAAUUUACCCGACGUUAAUAGUUCAAGAAAUACCCCGUCGCCGCAGAAAUCAGCACGAGCGCCAUCUCCAAGGCCGUCUUUGAACUUCCGCCGGCAGAAAACCUAUGAAGAGGAAAGGAUUGAUAAGAUAGUUGAAGAAACAGCCGCUUAUUAUUCUUACCCAGUUUAUCAGCCAAUGGAAGAAGAGUAUGUGCCAUCUAGAAUCGUUCCUAAGAAGCUAAAGGAAGAAAAGAGCAUGGACUUUGAAGUUCUGACCUUAGAAGAGAUAAAACGCCGCAAGAGGGCUAUUUUGGAGGCUAACAAUGUUGGUAACUCAGAUUGCGAUUCUCUAGAUGACGAAUCGACUUUACCAAGCAUCGGUAAUGUAGAUUUAAUCUUAUCUGAUGAGAAAUUACCAACUGAGUCCAGAAAAAGGAAGAUUUCCGAAGAUCAGCCUUUUAAACCCAUUAAAUUAAAGCGCGCUGGGUCUGGAGCUAAUUCUACUGUCGAUAAAGAAGAUCAUGGACCAGGUGAUGCUGCAAAGGGCAUCCAAUUGAGGCUCUGCGACAGCACUUCUGAUGGUAAAGAAGAAAACGACAAGAAGGAAGAGGAAAUAAGCUUAGAUGAUACCCUAGAUGACGUUGGUGAUACUGCAGAGGCUGUUGAUGAUAUUAUGGACGAUAUUCAUCAGCUACUAGGCGAAACGUGAUACUUACUAAAUUAACCCCUUUAAUUUUGGAUCAAAUAA
Cotesia congregata is the source of this 1089-nucleotide messenger RNA. NCBI's taxonomy places the organism in Eukaryota, Metazoa, Arthropoda, Insecta, Hymenoptera, Braconidae. The record is from the annotation of a GenBank genome assembly.